UUCACAUUCUUUUCAUAUCCACUUCUCAUUUCAUCUUCCUUUGCUAACUUAAUAAGCUAGCUAGUCUUCCUCAUAUCCCUUCUUUUUACUCUUUCAACACAAUAUUAAUAAUGGGUGUAUUCACAUACACAUUGGCCGAUAUCACGAGCCCCGUUGCCGCGCCACGGUUGUUCCAAGCUCUAGCCAUUGACAACCAUAACUUCAUUCCUAAGGUCGUACCUCAUUUGGUUAAAUCUGUUGAAUUUGUUGAAGGUGACUCCACCACCGUUGGAUGUGUCAAACAGAUCAAUCUCCCCGACGAGGCUCCAUUCAAAUAUGUGAAAAACAGAGUGGACGAGAUCGAUGCCGGUAACUUGUACCUAAAGUAUACUUGCAUUGAAGGAGAUGUGUUUCCUGAAACGGUAGAGUACGUUGUGUACGAGGAUAAAUACGAGCCUUCCGAAGCCGGAACACGGUGCAAAAUGGUGGCACACUAUCAUUUGAAAGGUGAUAAUGUGAUGAAGGAUGAUGACCUUGUAAAGGCUAAAGAAGGAAUUCAGAAGAUAUUCAAGGCUGUUGAAGACCAUCUCAUUGCUAACCCUCGAGUUUAUGCUUGAACGUACUAUUGUGGUGUUUUUAUUAUGAGUGAAUCUUGAUUUUUAUGUUGUAUUUUCAAGUGUUUUUCAAUUGUAACAAACACACUAUUCAAUAUGAGUGUGUUACAUACAUGUUUUUUUUCCAACUUUUUUUUUAAUAAUGUGUGAGAAAGUGCUUGGUGAGAUAUGAAGUUUAUAUUCCGUAGUUGAUAAUGAAGUGCAAGAAGUUGAAAGACUUUUUUUUUUUAA
Messenger RNA from Spinacia oleracea (spinach), 824 nucleotides. Its product is annotated as pathogenesis-related protein STH-21-like. The coding region runs from base 111 to 596 and encodes 161 amino acids. Lineage: Eukaryota; Viridiplantae; Streptophyta; Magnoliopsida; Caryophyllales; Amaranthaceae. Gene Ontology annotation, biological process: defense response; abscisic acid-activated signaling pathway. The transcript has 2 exons. The record is from RefSeq and is a predicted model, not a curated record. Gene Ontology annotation, cellular component: nucleus; cytoplasm. Gene Ontology annotation, molecular function: protein phosphatase inhibitor activity; signaling receptor activity; abscisic acid binding.